AUGUCAGGUAACAAGAUGAUGCAAUACACUACGAAAAGCGGCAAAGUAAGAGUUCGCACGAUGCCGAACAGUAAUGAGAAGAGUGAUUUGUAUAACGUUCUCAAAAAUGCCGUCAACGUGUACACCCCCAUUGUCAAAGGACUCCUCCAACCCCAACUUGUCGCUGAACGCCCAGCUGGCGAUCUGGAGAGAGUUUUAGAUUUUCGAAAACAGCAAAAGACCAGAUUCAAAAUCGAUAAGACCCAAGGAGUCAUGGUCAAGGAAGAUAUUGGAAAGGGCGAGUGGAUUUUAGAGAUUACGGGGAGAAAACUCCCACUACCUCUACAAAGACAUCAAAUUGGGAGCAGGAAACGAGCCGAUCUGCAUGGCAGUGUGGAAACAGGAGACCGUCGGAAGAUACAUCCGACGGUCCUGCCAGCCGUCCUGCAAGCUCGUCCAUUUCUAUGGAACAGAGCUUCAUCUGAUGGUCGUAGCUAUGAGACCAAUGAAGAGUGGCGAUGA
Messenger RNA from Caenorhabditis remanei, 501 nucleotides. RefSeq lists its product as uncharacterized. The transcript is spliced from 3 exons. The coding region runs from base 1 to 501 and encodes 166 amino acids. The record is from RefSeq and is a predicted model, not a curated record. Lineage: Eukaryota; Metazoa; Nematoda; Chromadorea; Rhabditida; Rhabditidae.